CGUGGCCAUGUCUGCGGCCGUUGCGAAUGUUGCGAUAUACGUCCGUUGCCUGUCAGUUGUCAGUUGUCACAUACAUUUUAAUAAAUACGAAUCGAAUUACAAUAAAUAAUUAUUUUUAGGUAAUAGUGUAAUACCGAUUACCAAUAUACCAUUCAUUAUUGUAAUUUAUAUAUAAGUAUUUUAUAUUUUUUAAAUAUACCUAGGUAUACCUAAUAUUUAAUAAGUAAUAAGUACCUAUUUAUAAUCAAUAUUCAAUAGUAACACUAUUACACGAUUAACGGUGUACCUACAUUCAAUGAAUAUCUGUCGUACUGGCCCAUAUCAGCUUUUAGCUCUCGUUCAUUGUUGAAAAUGAUUCAAACGUCAAAUAAUAUGUAUGUUUCCACUGGUUCCAGUAACGACUUGGAUCGUCAAAUCGAACAGCUUAGGCAAUGCGAAAUCAUCAUGGAACAGGAGGUGAAAGCAUUGUGUUCCAAAGCACGCGAAAUACUCAUCGAAGAGAGCAACGUGCAACGCGUCGACUCACCUGUCACCAUAUGUGGAGAUAUUCAUGGACAGUUUUAUGAUCUAAAAGAAUUGUUUAAAGUAGGCGGUGAUAUUCCUGAAAGAAAUUAUUUAUUUAUGGGUGAUUUUGUCGACCGAGGAUUCUUCAGUGUUGAGACAUUUUUACUUCUACUUGCCUUAAAAGUAAGAUAUCCUGAUCGAAUAACAUUAAUACGUGGUAAUCAUGAAUCACGACAAAUCACUCAAGUUUAUGGAUUUUAUGAUGAAUGCUUACGAAAAUACAAUAGUGUUGCUGUAUGGCGUUAUUGUACUGACAUUUUUGAUUACCUGAGCUUAUCUGCUAUUAUCGAUGGAAAAAUAUUCUGUGUGCAUGGUGGUUUGUCGCCUUCAAUACAAACAUUGGAUCAAAUUAGAACCAUUGAUAGAAAACAGGAAGUUCCCCACGAUGGACCUAUGUGUGAUCUAUUAUGGUCUGAUCCUGAAAAUAUUCAGGGAUGGGGUGUGAGUCCUCGAGGUGCUGGUUACCUAUUUGGUUCUGAUGUUGUCUCCCAGUUUAAUACUACAAAUGAUCUAGAUAUUAUUUGUAGAGCUCACCAACUAGUCAUGGAAGGUUAUAAAUGGCAUUUUGAUGAAACUAUCCUUACUGUUUGGUCGGCACCCAAUUAUUGUUAUCGUUGUGGUAAUAUCGCGGCAAUAUUAGAACUCAGCGAAACACUUCAAAAAGAUUUUAUAUUAUUCGAGGCAGCUAUACAAGAAGGACACGGAAUACACUCAAAAAAACAUAUAGCUGACUAUUUCCUUUAAAUAUUCUCUAGUUCUUGAUGUAUUUAAUUUUAAUUCUCAUAACAUAACAGAGAGAAGGAAUUAUUUCAACACAUUUAAGUUUAUUCAUUUUGUAAAGAUAAUGACAAUAUAAUUAUGUAUUUUUAUAUUUAAGAAAAAAUACUUGUAUAAUGUUUAUGUUAUAAUUUUGCUACCUUAAAUUUUUAUAUUUUUACAUUCAUUAUUACGGUAAUUCAUGAUUAUUGUAAAAUAAUAAUUGCAGGUAUAAUUAAAUAUCAAUAAACAAUAAGUAAUAAUUAAUAACUAAAGAGUAUUUAGUACCUAAUUAAUACAACAUUAAAAUUAUAGAUGAAGUUAUGAAUCGAUUUGCAAAUUGUAAUUUGUGGUUGUUCUUGUUUUGUGAUUUUUUUUUAUCUUUUUGACUUGUGUUCUAUUUUGUAUAAUCUAGUAAUUCCAUACACUUUUUACUUUUAAAAUUAAAACACGUAUUGUAAGUUUAAUAAAAAUAAAAAUUUAGUCUGAUAGGUG
Molecule: messenger RNA, 1815 nt
Organism: Metopolophium dirhodum (rose-grain aphid)
Lineage: Eukaryota; Metazoa; Arthropoda; Insecta; Hemiptera; Aphididae
Product: serine/threonine-protein phosphatase 4 catalytic subunit-like
Exons: 6
Coding region: 352-1308 (318 amino acids)
Biological process (GO): peptidyl-serine dephosphorylation; double-strand break repair via homologous recombination
Cellular component (GO): cytoplasm; nucleus
Molecular function (GO): protein serine/threonine phosphatase activity
Source: RefSeq, a predicted model, not a curated record